CACGAGCCGUUGAAAGCACGCAGAGGCUCGCUAUAUCAAGGCGUCUGUCCCAUCAGGUUUAUUCUCACAUCAGACAGUCGCACCCAUAAUCGCUCGAGCUUCUUCUCGUUGGCCAUCUUACUCUGUCUCAAGCGCCUUUAUACACACCCACCAACUAGGUCCAAUGACGACCGUGGAGCUCCAGUCGAAGGAGCAUCGUGACCUUCUCGACAUCAUCGAUCGUCUACGGUCCCAGGGGAUCAGCAAGUAUGUCGACCUUCCGGGGAUCAUUGUUUGCGGUGACCAGUCAGCCGGCAAGAGCUCUGUACUCGAGGCCAUUUCCGGCAUGUCAUUUCCAACCAAGGAUAACCUGUGCACGAGAUUCCCCACCGAACUGGUCCUGCGGCGAGACCCUGCCAGCAAAAUCGAUGUAUCCAUAAUCCCCGGUCCCGAGAGAUCUGGCGAAGAGAAGGAGUAUCUUUGCCGCUUCCCGCCCCCUCCUGUCGACUGGGCCACGAAAGACCUGGGUCCGGUCAUCGAGUCUGCCAAAGAGAAAAUGGGACUCUCUGGAGCCAAAGCUUUUAGCACCGAUACGCUCCGCAUAGAACUGUCCGGUCCAACGCAACCACACCUCACCCUAGUCGACCUGCCAGGGUUGUUUCGGGCGGGAAAUAAGGAGCAGUCCGUCGCCGACGCCGAGACAGUGGAGAAGAUGGUCCAGGAUUAUAUGAAAAGACCGCGAAGCAUCAUCCUGGCCGUCAUCUCCGCCAAGAGUGACUUUGCCCUUCAGAAUAUCACCGAGCUGGCGCACAAAUGGGACCCCGAGCGAGUCCGCACCAUCGGUCUAAUUACAAAACCCGACACCCUCGAGGUGGGAUCCGAAAGCGAGCUCUCUUACCUCAAACUUGCUCAGAACAAAGACGUCGAGUUGCAGCUGGGCUGGCACGUCCUCAGAAACCGGAAUUUUCACGAAAAGGAAUCGACGCUCCAAACACGAAAUCAAGUGGAGGAACAAUUCUUUUCACAGGGCAUCUGGAAGUCGCUGGAUUCAGGGCUUUGUGGUGCCAAGUCUCUGAAAGUCCGCCUCAGCAACGUCCUAAAGGAUCAAAUCAUAAGCCAACUGUCGGGACUUCUCCAAGACGUCCGUGGAGGCAUCGUGGAUUGCGAGGCGAAGCUCGAGAGACUUGGCUCCCCACGAGAAACCCUCUUAGAUCAGCGCCGCUAUCUUUCUAGGAUCGGGCAAGACUUCUCGAAUCUGAUGAAAGCCGCAGUCAAUGGCGCUUACGAGGGCCCUUUUUUCGGGGGCGCCAAAACCGAGGAGGGGUACCGGAAGCGUCUGCGCGCCGUCGUGCAGAAUAGGCUGACCGAGUUCGCCGAGGGGAUGCGCGAGCGUGGACACACCCGCCAUAUUCAAGACGACCCCUUAGAAGACGGUCAGCUUGACGGUCCCGUCAAGCACCAUCAACAAAACGCCAUUUCGCGCUCUGCCUAUGUUGAAGAAGUCAAAGGCCUUAUGAGCAGGAGCCGAGGGCGAGAGCUUCCGGGUACAUUCAAUCCACUCAUCAUCAGCGAGCUUUUCGUCGAACAGAGCCAGCCCUGGAAAGACCUCACCGCCGGCUUGAACCAAGACAUCCUCGAAUCUGUCCACGAUGUGGUUCGGGACAUAGUAGUUCAUGUGGCUGCCGAGGAGACUGCGAAUGCCAUUUUGCGCUUUGUUGAUGAAGGGAUCGAGUCGUUAAAGGAAGAUCUGGACCGAAAGCUAGACGAGCUCCUCGACCCUCAUUAUUCCGUCCAUCCCAUCAGCUACAAUCACUACCUCACAGACACGGUCCAAAAAGCACAGCAUGCCCGCCGAAAGCGUGCCAAUGAAGCGACGCUCGUAAAAUCCCUUGGCCUAGGUUAUCUUGACAGGAAUUAUGCUCUAAAGGGUAGCGGGAUUGUCGCCUUGCUCGACUCGCUCGGAGAGGGUGUGCAAGCGGAUAUGGAUCAAUUUGGUUGCUCGUUGGCCGUUGACUAUAUGCAAGCAUACUAUAAAGUGGCGUUGAAGAAGUUUGUCGACAAUGUGAGCGUUCUCGCCAUCGAACAAUGUCUCAUGCAAAAACUGCCAGAUCUUUUCAGCCCCGCGGUGGUUCUGGACUUGAGUGACGAAGAUAUCUCUCAUAUGGCCGCGGAAAGCGAGGAGGCCAGCGCGGAGCGAGCCCGGUAUAUCGAGAAGCGAGACGUUCUCCAGGCAGCACUGCCCAGCUUGGCCCGCUUGACCAAACGACGCUCACGAGUGGCGGUCAAACCGCUUCACAUCGAAUGGAGCUCCCUCGCCCCGGCCUACGACAUCGACCCGAGCUCAAGCCGAUUCAACAGAUACCUCAGCAGGUCUGGAAGCGCAUUCUAGAUCUGGGUCCGAAAAGCCGCUGUUACCAACGGUAAAAGCAGCGGCGGAAUCGUACGGAGAGAAUGGCGCGGAGACUGAACUUGGACCACCUGAACUUGAAGAGCCUUAUCCUGAAGAGCCUUAUCCUGAAGAGCCUUAUCCUGAAGCACCUGAACCUGAACCCCCUUAUCCUGAACCUGAGCCUGAACCUGAACCUGAACCACAGAAUGAGUGGGCAUUGCCACCUCAAGUCGCGGUGUAUGAUUCGCAGGAGGUUGUCCCACCACGGCUAAAGGGGAAAAAGAAGAAGAAGAUCAAAUCAAGUCGGAUAAACGACGAACCACCGCCUGUGGAAAUAGUGGAAGCGUCGCCCAGACUGGUGCCUGUAGCAAGUUCUUAUGAAUACUGAGCAGAAAAG
Messenger RNA from Sodiomyces alkalinus F11, 2765 nucleotides. RefSeq names its product interferon-induced GTP-binding protein Mx. Gene Ontology annotation, molecular function: GTP binding; GTPase activity; microtubule binding. The transcript is spliced from 3 exons. The record is from RefSeq and is a predicted model, not a curated record. Gene Ontology annotation, cellular component: cytoplasm; microtubule; membrane. NCBI's taxonomy places the organism in Eukaryota, Fungi, Ascomycota, Sordariomycetes, Glomerellales, Plectosphaerellaceae. Bases 164 to 2368 code for a protein of 734 amino acids.